AUGACAAAAGUCUGUGCGAAGUUGGUGCCAAAAAACCUGACUCCUGACCAAAAGUUCUUGCGUCAACAGGUCUGCUCAGAUUUCCUUGAAAAGUUAAAAGAAGAUCCCGGACUGAUGCAAAAACCGAUUAUAACUUGCGACGAAACAUGGAUUUUUCAAUACGAUGUUGAAACAAAGCGACGAUCGAUGCAUUGGAAGACACCUGAAUCGCCCGGAAUCAAAAAAGCAAGGAUGUCCAAAUCAAAAUUUAAGGCAAUGUUGAUCGUUAUUUUUGACAUUAACGGUAUCGUGAUGACUGAAUGGGUUCCAGAGGGUCGGACUGUCGACUAGAUUUACUAUUUAUCGAUUUCGGCAACACUGCGAGAAAGAGUUCGUAAGAAACGGCCCGAGUUGUGGAAGAACAACUCGUGGAUUUUGCACCAGGACAACGCACCUGCCCAUAACGCGCUAUCUGUGAAGCAGUAUUUGGCCGGUAAGCGCACUCCAGUGCUCGAACACGCGCCGUACUCGCCAGAUUUGGCACCGUGCGACUUUUUUUUGUUUCCAAAGAUAAAAUCUGCUUUGAAAGGGACCCGAUUUGAGUCGAUGGAAGCGGUAAAGCAAAAAACGGCAGAGCUCCUAAAGGCCCUCACCAAAGAAGACUUCCAGCACUGCUUUGAUCAAUGGAAAAAACGUACGGAAAGGCGUGUGGCGAGGGGAGGGGAGUAUAUUGAAGGGGAGCGUUUGAAUGUAGAAUAA
Molecule: messenger RNA, 738 nt
Organism: Cinara cedri
Lineage: Eukaryota; Metazoa; Arthropoda; Insecta; Hemiptera; Aphididae
Source: the annotation of a GenBank genome assembly